This is a messenger RNA of Fusarium coffeatum, 1749 nucleotides long. RefSeq lists its product as uncharacterized. The record is from RefSeq and is a predicted model, not a curated record. Gene Ontology annotation, cellular component: nucleus. Gene Ontology annotation, biological process: regulation of DNA-templated transcription. The transcript is spliced from 4 exons. Gene Ontology annotation, molecular function: DNA-binding transcription factor activity, RNA polymerase II-specific; transcription cis-regulatory region binding. Lineage: Eukaryota; Fungi; Ascomycota; Sordariomycetes; Hypocreales; Nectriaceae. The coding region runs from base 1 to 1749 and encodes 582 amino acids.
AUGGUAACUAACGAGACAGAUUCCCCGACAAUCGGGCAACCAACUGCCGAAUCUGCACAAGGGUCUUCGUCUCGCGCUCACAUCAUGCGGUUCAUGUCGGCAGAGAAGAUAGAGGAACUCGAGAAAGAGAUCCAGCUGCUAAGAGCACGACUACCACCAGAGCCAUCUCAUACAGCCGGGUCAUUUCCCAACGACUAUGCGCCUGAUAACCAGAGAUCACUUCAAUUCCCUCCCAUAGAAACCUUCAACACUCCAGCAAACAUUAGCUACACCAAUCUUCCAUCUCAAUUAGCAGUCUCAACAAGUACAAGUUCUCCGGAGACAGCAUCCCACUUCCCAAGACCACAAAAACGGCCCAGAUCCUCCUUCGAAACCGAGACUCCUGCUGUUGCAAACGUCUUCAACGACGACGAUCUUAGCACUGAGGAAUCAGAGUUAUACUUUAACGCUUUCUUCUCAGGCUGUGAUCGAUGGCGUACACUCGCGCUGAGGACACAGCGUAUGCUUAAUGCCGCCAUCGCGAAUCCGUCAACAGGCAAUCUUGAGACAGUGCAGGCUUUACUAGUUCAGGCAUGCUAUGCUGGUGAAAGAGCGAUUUUGAUUGCGAUUGCUACACGCAUGGCGAUGGAUCUUGAAUUCACUGAAGCAUAUGAUACCCUCGUUGCUGAGUCUGUAUUGGGCGAUACACUUUCCAAUGGCGAGCCAGCGACACUUGAGAACAACUACACGCGUAUGAGAAAAGCGCGAGUGUGGCUUCAUCUCCUGGUCAUGAGUUAUAUCCUCCACGUCGACGCCGGCGGUGUGCCCACGUUCAAAUUCCGAGGUGCUUCACGACGAUGCAGAAUCCUUCUACAAAGUCCAUUCUCUACUGGCAUGGAUCAUUAUCUCUUUGCUCAGGUUGAACUGAAUGUUCUUCGCGCCAAGAUAUAUGCGUCCUUGCCGCAGAAGGCAAACCUUAACGAUAGUGAGAUCAUGGAUUUGGUUAGAGAUGCCAAGCUUGAUAUCGAUGUCUGGUUCCAUGAUUGGAUACGUAUCUCUCAACCACAUCACCAAACUAUGCCAUGGUUUGUCCCGAAUUUAUCUGUUCAACGAUGUUGGGCUGAUAACAUGGCUCUUUGUCGCGCCGUGCGAGCUGCAGGCGUGGAGAACGUGAAUGUCAUGUCGCCUACACAGAAAACCAUUCUUGACAUGACCAAGGCGACGCUAAAACAGCAUCUCGGCAUUAUCAUCCAGGAGCCCCGUCUUUAUCUCAAGAGUAUACGAUAUGCCAUGGACUUUGUUUGGGCAAAAAACACAUUUUGCUGUUUACUUCUACUCAAGCUAUGCGCUCUUCUUCCUGAUGGAGAAGAUCAGCAAUCUCAGCACGACCUGGUCGCAAAAGCGAGUAUUUUACUCAAUGAACUAGAAACAGCUGUUGCCGGUGGAGUCAGAGGCGACAGUCGAUCGAAUACAAGUGUGCUCUACCUCCAGCUUCUUAAGAAGAGCAUUCAGAAGUACAAAAGAGGGCUCAACUUAGACACGAAUGACCCCACGGAAGUCGAUGCCACAGAAGAGCGACGAGAUGGGUACACCGACCUCGAAUCGUUUGUGCCUGACCAGUUCGUGUUUGAAUGGGACUUUCCGGGGUUGACAUUAUUCUCUUCGCCAAUCAAUGAGACAACCUGGUUAAAUGAGUUUUUGACGGGCGCGCAAGACUUUGGGGAGAGUGGAGGAAGUAUUAAUUGGGCGCUUAUAGACUUCUCAAUGUAA